Molecule: messenger RNA, 969 nt
Organism: Penicillium waksmanii
Lineage: Eukaryota; Fungi; Ascomycota; Eurotiomycetes; Eurotiales; Aspergillaceae
Gene: fip1
Product: cleavage polyadenylation factor subunit FIP1
Exons: 4
Coding region: 1-969 (322 amino acids)
Cellular component (GO): mRNA cleavage and polyadenylation specificity factor complex
Molecular function (GO): RNA binding
Source: RefSeq, a predicted model, not a curated record
AUGGACGAAGAAGAGGACGACUUUUACGACCCCGUCGACUCGGUGCCGACUACUCAGGUUGCGAACGAUGGCGCCAAUGCAGCCCCAGGCCAACCGCAGGAGAGCGACGAGAUGGAAGAAGAAGAGGUCGAAGUUGAAUCGGACGACGACGAUUUCAAUAUUAUCACAGAAGCACCUGCUGAUGCGCCUCAAGAAGCCUCUCACCCACGCCAUGCAAGCUUACGACAAGAGCCACAACGGCCUUCCUCAGCCGACUCAUCUGCCGUCUCGAAAUCCGGCACUCCUUCUGCAACACCUCCCACGAAACCUACCGCGCCUCAGAAGCCUGGCUCUGCGUAUCCAGCAAUCCACACCUCUACAAUUGAUGUGAAUGGAAACCCUGUGCAUCCGUCAACAGGGAAGCCGAUCAUGGCCACCGACAUGGACGUCGACUUUCCUACAGACGAUAAGCCCUGGCGCCGUCCGGGCUCCGAUGUUUCGGACUUCUUCAAUUACGGCUUUGACGAAUUCACCUGGGUCAGCUACUGUCUGAAACAACAAGGGACGCGGAAGGAAGUUGGGGACCAGAAGAGGCAGAUGGAUGACAUGCAGUCUUUCUUGGGAAUGGGCAUGCCCCCAAUGCCCGGUGCGCCUCCGGGACCAGCUCCAGCGGCAAACGCCCCGCAGGCCAUGGCCGGUAUGCCCGGUAUGCCCGAUAUGAACCCAGAUAUGAUGCAGGGCAUGCUACAGGCCAUGAUGGCUCAGGGAAUAGAUCCUUCUUCUAUGGACCCCAUGGCCUUUAUGCAGCAUGCGCAAGCGAUGAUGGGAGGGCAGCCCGGUGGCGGUGCUCCACAAGCACAACCUGGGUUUGGCGGCCAGGGACAAGGAGCCGGUUUUGGGCAAGGAGGACAGGGGCAGAUGGGAUACGGAGGCUACGAACAGCGUGGAAAUUAUGGAGGCGGAGGGCGCGGCCGCGGGAGGAGAUGGUAG